Phaethon lepturus (White-tailed tropicbird) is the source of this 1264-nucleotide messenger RNA. It is a transcript of the gene PRR22, whose product is annotated as proline rich 22. Lineage: Eukaryota; Metazoa; Chordata; Aves; Phaethontiformes; Phaethontidae. The record is from RefSeq and is a predicted model, not a curated record. The annotation marks the transcript as partial. The transcript has 5 exons.
AUGGCGCUGACACCAUUGCAGCUCACACCGCGUGGCCCCGGGGCCCCCCCAGCGCCCCAGCUCCUGCGGCCUUUUGUGCUCCCAGACACCUUCGGCCCCCAAGGCUCAGCCAGCCCGUGCCGACUGCCCACGCAGGAGCAGCCCUUCCCUGCAGCCUGGGCACCCCAGGCCCCCCGGGUACCACCAGCAGGUCUGCAGAGGGCUCCAUGCGGCUGCUACUUCGACCCCCGCAUCUUCCACAUCGAGUGGACGAGCACCAGCCUGCCUCCACCAGACACCGCCACACUCUGCCAUGGCACUGCUCCUCUGACGGGUGCUGCCCUGUGGGGCCCCGGGGCCUGCGGGCCCCCCCCGGCCUGGCCAGCCCCAGGCACGCCCCAGGGACUACCACAAGACCUCAUACCCAAGAAAAGUCAGAGGACAGCGGGGACCCCAGCCCCGCUGCCGCCGCCCAUGUCCAUCCCCAGCUACCAGCACAUUGAGGGGCAGCCUGCACACAUCAGUAUCUCCAGCACGGCCAGCCCCGCGGGGGCACCCCCAGGCAGCCACGUCCCCCCGGGCAGCCACGUCCCUCCCAGCCCCUCUCUUGCCCCCCACAACCAAGGCCUUGAGGACCUGGAGGGUGAUGUUGCAGUGUCCGAGGACGUGCUUCUCCAAGAGGCCCUACGGCUCUUUGAUUGUGCCCCGGACACAGUGGGGAUCAUCCAGGGGGGUCCCAGCAGCAGACCUAGGCCAGGGGACCCUGGAGACCUUGCAGUGCCCGAGGAGGUGCCUCUCCAGGAGGCCCUUCGGCUCUUUGGUUGCUGCCUGGACGCGGUGGGGGUCAGCCAGCAUAGUCCUGGCAGCGUCCUCAUGCCUGGGGACCUUGGUGGCACUGGCGGCGCAGCCAUUCCCCACUGCGACUUCGCCUCGCUCUCGCUGCCUGAGGAGCUGCUCACCGCCGACUACAGCGUCCCGGAGGCCACUGACGCCAUCCUGAGCCUCGACGCGUUCUACACCAUCGGGAUGGGGCCCCAGGAGCCGUGGUGGGAUGCGGCAAUGGACCUGCCACCGUCCCAGCCUGCCAUGCUAGAAAAGCAGGGCAAGAAGCGGGAGAAGAGCACCUUCCCAAUUCCACCGGGCAAGCGCAGGGCUCUCGACACCAGCACGGGGGAGCUCAGCCGCCUUAGGAGGAAGGAGCUGUGGUACUUGGCGCAGGACCUGCGCUGGGUCGGGCACGGCAGCACAAAUUCCAGGCAGCCAGGGCUGAGAGCAACUGCAAGUG